Messenger RNA from Bactrocera neohumeralis, 1093 nucleotides. RefSeq names its product exosome complex component RRP4 (gene Rrp4). Bases 106 to 1002 code for a protein of 298 amino acids. The transcript has a single exon. The record is from RefSeq and is a predicted model, not a curated record. Lineage: Eukaryota; Metazoa; Arthropoda; Insecta; Diptera; Tephritidae. Gene Ontology annotation, biological process: nuclear polyadenylation-dependent rRNA catabolic process; TRAMP-dependent tRNA surveillance pathway; U4 snRNA 3'-end processing. Gene Ontology annotation, molecular function: RNA binding. Gene Ontology annotation, cellular component: nuclear exosome (RNase complex); cytoplasmic exosome (RNase complex).
ACUACAAACUAAAGAAAUUGCGCGUGUUGCUUUUGUUUAUCACUUACUUUAAAUUAAGUUAAUAAUAAAGAAAAUAAUAAUAUUAUCCGUUUAACAUUAGUAAUAAUGACUACAAACGUUAAUAUACGGCUAGCUAUUGAUCGUGUCAAUAUGGGUUUGUUGGCACAAAACCAAACAAGGGCACCACGUCUUUACACACCCGGCGAAGUGGUCACUGGUCAGUUUGGCUUCAUGAAGGGCCAUGGCACUUAUGUUGAAGGUGAAGAUAUUAAAGCAUCCGUAGCUGGAGUGAUGGAACAGGUGAACAAGCUAAUUUCUAUAAAACCACUUAAGAGCCGAUAUGUAGGUGAAAUUGGAGAUGUUGUGGUUGCGCGCAUUACUGAAGUACAACAACGACGUUGGAAAGUGGAUACGAACUCACGUUUGGAUUCCGUAUUGUUAUUAUCUUCUGUAAAUUUACCGGGCGGCGAAUUGCGACGAAGAGGUGUGGAAGAUGAACAAAUGAUGCGUAAAUAUCUACAGGAGGGUGAUCUUAUAUCGGCUGAAGUGCAGAAUAUUUUUGAUGAAGGCACAUUAUCACUUUACACACGGAGUUUGAAAUAUGGCAAAUUAUCACAAGGAGUACUUGUUAAAGUCUUUCCUUCACUGGUUAAGCGACGUAAGACGCAUUUUCAUAACUUGACAUGUGGUGCAUCCAUAAUUCUGGGAAACAACGGUUUUAUAUGGAUAUCGCCAACUGUGAAUAACGAAGCUGAUGGCGGUGAUGGUGGCUAUGCGCAGAAUUUGAAUGAAGUAAUACCACGAGCAGACCGAGAGGUAAUUGCACGUUUGCGGAAUUGCAUUCUAGCUUUAGCGCAUUGCAAAAUGAUGCUUUAUGACACAAGCAUCCUGUACGCUUAUGAGGAGUCCAUGAAGUACGAAGUGCAUGAAUUGCUGCAGCAGGAGGCUAUAUUUGAUGUGGCCUUUCUAACACAACAUCGUCUACGAUUGCAAGAAGAAUAAAACACAAUAUUAAGGUGGGUGAAAAUCUGCAAAUUUAGGCUAAACACAUUUGUUUAAAUAUGUAAAUAAAUGUAAACAUUUUUAUUAUAAA